Messenger RNA from Hirundo rustica (Barn swallow), 2219 nucleotides. RefSeq names its product praja ring finger ubiquitin ligase 2 (gene PJA2). The record is from RefSeq and is a predicted model, not a curated record. The transcript is spliced from 9 exons. Lineage: Eukaryota; Metazoa; Chordata; Aves; Passeriformes; Hirundinidae. The coding region runs from base 80 to 2185 and encodes 701 amino acids.
UGGCAGAGCUGCCGGGAGUGCUGGUAGAGGUCGCUUGUUCUGUGGAGCAGCGGCCUUGCUCCUUCCUACGGAGACGAGUAUGCGGCCGAGGGCGGGGGCCUUAGCUGCAAUGGGCCAAGGACUUGGCAAAACUGCCUGGCCCAAACCUGAAAGAAGUUAUCAGACUAUUACAGGUGGAAGAUAUGGAAGAAGACAUUGUGUUGGGUUUAGACAGUUUUUGAAUAACGAAGACAGAGAUGGACAUCAACAGAAUGACAACUGCAAACAAUUAGAAUUGGAAGAUGUUCAGAAAGAGGAUUCUUUAUCUUUCUCUGAAGAUUCCAGUCCAUUGGUUCAAGUUUCUGCUGAUUUAUUAGAUGAGCCUUUGUCAAAAGAUGCUGGCACUAGAGAACCUGUUUGCCAAAGUGCAUCAAGCCAAACUUCUGAAGGGACCACAUCACCAUUUUCUGUAUUCUCUUAUGGCCUAGAAGACAACCAAAUUUUACAAGACUUGAUGAAUCCUUAUGAAAAAUCUGCGGACCUUGCAGAAUGCACGCCUGGAGGGCAUAAUGAUUUGAAUGAUAAAAAUGGAAUUGCUUUUGUAAGCAUUGACUCCUAUGAGCCAGAUAGCAGUGAUGGAGAGGAAGAGGAUGCUCUAGACAAAUAUUCUUGGAUACAAGAAGCAGCAGGUCUAAUUCAGGGAAGACUAGAUAAUAUACUUUCUCAGUGUGAAAAAGAGGUGGAGUCUCUUAAUGACUUACAAUUCCAGCUGUCUGCUUUCAACCACAGCAUUUAUAGUGGAAGUUGUGAAGAAGCAGGACCAAUGCCUUUGGCAUGUCCAAACAAUAGGACAUUUAAAUCUGCUGAAGAUGAAGCUAUACUGAAAAUUAGCCUGAAUGAUGACAGUUAUGAAACACAGCAGAUAAAACAUAUAAUGGAUGUUGAAAUUGGAGCCCCCAUACCAGUUGCUGAUGUAUUAAACAUCAGCGAUGGAGCAACUGACGAAGAAAAUGCAUCUGAGCUAGUAGUGAGACCUAAAAUGAGAAAACAAUAUAUUGCAAAACCACUGGAGAGAGAAAGUCAUCUCCCUAGUGAUGAUGAAGAGGAAAGUGAUUGCUGGAGGAGAAUUGGAGUUGCUGAUGUCCAGCAAUGCCAUCCUGAGUGUCCCUUGAGAGAUGGCAAAGAUGAGAUUAGUUCUGGCACGUUCUUUCUCUCAAGAAUGCACAGUCAUCAAAAGAACAUGGAAAUAGACUUAAGAAAUGUAGCAGCUCGGGAACACAACAAUGUUCCAAGGGACAGUGCUUUUUGGAAUGAGUUUGAAGACUGCAACACACAUUACUUAAUGUCCCACAAAGAUGAAGACAGCUCAGAGUGCAGUGAUGGAGAAUGGUCUACGUCUGUACCUUCCUAUUUUACUGCAGUGGAAAAAGAGCAGUCCUCAAGUGAUGAAAGCUGGGAGACUGUCUCGUGUAGGGAGGAGCAUGACCCUGGUGUGCAGAGGAGCAGCAGUGGUGUGAAAGAGGAGAGCACAGACUUCUGUUUCCAAGAAGGGGAGCAGACGUUAUUGGAGGAAGGUGAAGUUCCUUGGUUACAGUAUCAAGAAGAAGUGGAAAGUAGCAGUGAUGAGGAAAAUGAUCCAAUUAGUGGUUUUGUACAUCUUGGAUUCUUCUUGUUGGAUGGAAAUAACAACCUUGAGGAUGACUCCAGUGUGAGUGAAGACCUGGAUGUGGAAUGGAGGCUACUUGAUGAGUUUGGUGAUGGCCUAGGAUUUGCUCAAGCCAUUCCUUACGUGGAACCUCAAUUUCUCACAUUUAUGGCGCUAGAGGGACGCUUAGAAGCUGUGGAGACUGCUCUGGCACAGUUGGAGUCUCUUACAUUUGAUGUUGAACAGACUCAUCCACCAGCUACGAAAGAAACCAUAGAUUGUCUGCCACAGAUUAUCGUCACGAGUGACUACAAUGGUCAAGAGCAGUGUUGUACAAUCUGUUGCAGUGAUUAUGUGGAUGGUGAAAUCAUAACAAAGUUACCCUGUCAUCAUUUGUUUCACAAACCUUGUGUAACUCUUUGGUUACAGAAGUCGGGAACAUGCCCUGUUUGUCGUCACGUGCUUGCACCUGUACUUCCUGAAGCAGCUGAUGACACUUUUUUUUAUUUGAUUGAUGAUUCAGCAUCUUCUGUUAACAUUGCUACAGGACCCUCAGACUAGGGUCAGAAAUAAAAUCUGCCACCAAAAUAAAAAU